AUGGACAAAGUUGGCAACCAGUUGUUAAACCUAGUGGACCAUUUAGCAGCUAAAGAGCCGGACAUGUCCCUCAGGACUGGGAGACUAAAAACUGAGCUAACAGAGAGUGAAUUCUGGACUGAUAAGGUGGGCAGAAACACGGCUCCAAAUGCUGAUGUUGCUCCGUAUCUGCUGGAUGUGGGUCCCUUCAGCGUGGUGAGAAGAUGCAUCAACAGAGACACGGGGCAGCAGUUUGCUGUCAAAAUCGUGGAUGUGGCCCAGUUCACCUCCAGUCCUGGACUCAGUACAGAGGAUCUGAAGAGGGAGGCCAGCAUCUGCCACAUGCUAAAGCACCCCCACAUUGUGGAGCUUCUGGAGACGUACAGCUCAGAUGGGAUGCUCUACAUGGUUUUCGAGUUUAUGGAUGGAGCAGACCUGUGUUUUGAGAUCGUGAAGAGGGCAGAUGCUGGCUUUGUCUACAGUGAAGCAGUGGCCAGCCACUACAUGAGACAGAUCCUCGAGGCGCUACGCUAUUGCCAUGACAACAAUGUCAUCCACCGAGACGUCAAGGUAUUUCUGACUUACAAUUCAUUCUCUCGCUUUCCUACAAUGGUGCGUAGCUGAAGCUGCAAAGUCACUGUUGCUGCCAGAGAGACUCCUAGU
Messenger RNA from Micropterus salmoides (largemouth bass), 642 nucleotides. RefSeq names its product peripheral plasma membrane protein CASK-like. The record is from RefSeq and is a predicted model, not a curated record. NCBI's taxonomy places the organism in Eukaryota, Metazoa, Chordata, Actinopteri, Centrarchiformes, Centrarchidae. Gene Ontology annotation, cellular component: neuron projection; cytoplasm. Gene Ontology annotation, molecular function: calcium/calmodulin-dependent protein kinase activity; ATP binding; calmodulin binding. Gene Ontology annotation, biological process: protein phosphorylation. The transcript is spliced from 5 exons. The coding region runs from base 1 to 603 and encodes 200 amino acids.